AUGUUGUCAAAAUACUCAAUAAAAAUUUGCAAGUUUUUCUCCAUAACUUUCCAAGGUCUUAAGGAAGAAUCCACUAUUGGGAGUGCUGAAUAUGUUACUGUUGUCGCUAUCCAUGGCUCUUCGCAUUGGCUAGCACUAUUACAAUUUGGCCUAGCAGACAACAAGUGUUUCUACAACAAGCAGACAGACAACAGGUGUCUCCACAACAAGAGGAUUCCAGCAUACAACAGGUGCUUCCACAACAAGAGGAACCCGUCUUACAACAAUGACGAACAAAUGUUCGAAAUCGCAACCAAAAAUUUUAGUACACAUGCAAAAUAUGUUGGAAAUACCUCGGAUCAUGGCGACGAACAAAUACGCAUGAUAUCCUAG
This is a messenger RNA of Acaulospora colombiana, 372 nucleotides long. NCBI's taxonomy places the organism in Eukaryota, Fungi, Glomeromycota, Glomeromycetes, Diversisporales, Acaulosporaceae. The record is from the annotation of a GenBank genome assembly.